CCCUGUCUGUGUCUGGCAGCAGCGCAGCAGCGUUGAAAGCAGUGGGAAACAGAAACACUAUGGCUGCCACUCUGUCGCUCACUCAGCUCUCCAGUGGAAAUCCCAUUUAUGACAAAUACUAUCGGCAGGUUGAUCCGACUGGCAGUGGGCGGGUGGCGGCAGCUGAUGCAGCUCUGUUCCUGAAGAGGUCUGGCUUGGCUGACUUGGUCCUGGGGAAGGUCUGGGAUUUGGCAGACUCUGAACGUAAAGGUGCUCUUAACAAGCAGCAAUUCUUCAUAGCGCUGCGGUUGGUGGCCUGUGCUCAAAAUGGCCUGGAGGUGGCGCUCAGGAGCCUUAUUGUGGCUGUUCCUCCGCCGAAAUUUCAUGACACAAGCAGCCCGCAGUUAGCAGGAGGAGUGGCUGUUGACACUUCCUGGGUUGUGAAGCCUGAGGAGAAGUUGAAGUUUGACGGCAUCUUUGACAGUCUGGGUCCUGUAGGAGGGAUUCUAACAGGAGACAAGGUCAAGCCUGUCCUGCUCAACUCCAAACUGCCAGUGGACAUCCUCGGCAGGGUGUGGGAGCUCAGUGAUAUCGACAGAGAUGGCAUGUUGGACAGAGAUGAAUUUUCUGUGGCCAUGUAUCUGGUGUACAGAGCCCUGGAGGGGGCGGCUGUUCCCAUGUCCCUACCACCUCCCCUGGUUCCACCCUCCAAGAGGAAAAAACCCUCGGUGCCUCCCGUGAUGCCCCUGUUACCCUCGCCCCCCUCCGUCAAAGACAGUCGCUCCUCCCACGCUGGCUCUAAGGCCGUGCCCCACCCCUCUAAACCUGCCCCCGCUCCUGUCCCGGCGCCAGCAGCUUCCCCCGUGAGUACGUGGGUGGUGUCGCCAGCAGACAAAGCAAAGUAUGAUGAGCUAUUCGUCAAGACUGAUGGGGACAUGGACGGCCUCGUGUCUGGACCUGAAGUCAGGGAAAUCUUCCUGAAAACCGGGCUGCCCUCUGCCUCACUGGCACGUAUCUGGGAGCUUUGUGACAUCGGAGACAUCGGGAAACUGACCCGAGAGCAGUUUGCCCUGGCGCUUCAUCUAAUCAAUCAGAGGCUGACUAAAGGCCAGGAACCGCCGCAGAGUCUCUCCCCAGAGAUGAUCCCUCCGUCUGACAGACAAAACAUCACACAGAUCAACCUGGCUAACCUGUCGGCUGACUUCUCUGCCAUCAAGGAGCUGGACUCUCUCAGCAACGAGAUAGUCGAACUACAAAAGGAGAAGAGCACUGUGGAAGAGGAGAUCAAGGAGAAGGAGGAGGCCAUCAGACAGCGCAGCGACGAAGUGCAGGACUUACAGGUGGGGGUGGCGAGGGAGAGCGAGGAGCUGCAGCGGCUCCAGGCUCAGCGCCAGAAGGUCCAGGACGCCUUGGACGAGCUGGACCAACAGAAAGGCUCCCUGGAGGAGCAGCUGACUUUUAUUCGCCAGCAGACCAACCAAGAAACCCAUCUGAUUUCAUCGCUGCAGUCGGAGCACGAGGACCAGGAACAGAAGAUAUGUCAGUUUGAGGAGGAGCUGGUCCAGGCCCGAGAGGAGCUCCUCGCUCUGCAGGAGGAGAGCAGGAAGCUGCAGGAGAAGGUCCAGGCGGCUCAGGAGCAGCUCACACCUCUGCAGGAGUCUGUCCGCGACUCCUUUACACAAGUUGCACAGGUUCAGCAGAAACUGAACAACCUUCAGGUGGAGGAGAGGUCAGUAACUGCCCAGCUUAGCUGGAAAAGAGCCCUGGAGGACAGCUCCCCUGUCAUGGUCAACGGAUCAACCGGCUUCACUGCAGAGCUGCGCCAGGGGGAUCCCUUCCAGCAGGACCUCUUCCGGGAGGACCAGCCUAAAGAGCUGAAGGAGGAAGAUCCAUCAGCUGCCAAUCAGCAGAAAGAACAGUCGGAUCAGAAAGAGAAAAAAGAAGUGAAAGAGAGAGAAGAAGAAGAGAAGGAGGCAGAGAGUCCAAAGACUCCAGACGAGGAAACGUUUAAAUAUGAUCCCUUGGAUGAUCUCUAUACUAGUCUAGCCUCCUCUGAGAUGUACAAUAACCGAUCGACCCUCGCCAAGCCACAGGAGAACACGGCGAGGGAACACAGUAGCCCUACACCCGAUGACUCCCCGGAGCUCAUGAAUGAUGCAGAGGAACUGCCCAAAGAGAGCUCACUAAAGGUUGCGUCGCCAGAGCCAGAGAGCGAACAGGAGCCAGCAGAGUCCCCGGAAACCUCCACCAACUCGUUACCGCCUCAAGUCGGCCCUCGCUCUAUGCCGCCUCAGACCAGCCCGCCCUCUCUGCCCGAGAUGGACUUCUUCCAUUCGGACCCCUUUACUGACCACGAUCCAUUCAACGAUGAUCCAUUUGGAAAAGCAGAUGUUGCAGAUCCAUUUGGUGGAGAUCCGUUCAAAGGGUCCGACCCCUUUGCUGCAGACUCUUUCUUCCAGGCCCCCAGCGCCCCCUUUGCCUCCGACGACCCAUUCACUGCCAGCUCAGCGGAUCUGUUUGCUACCACUGCCGGUGUCCCAGAACCAGACCUGUUUGCAGCCAAGCCGAGUGACGUAGCAGCUGGACCGGCAGCGGGUCCAGAUCCCUUCACCUCCAAACCUACUGAUCCAACUGUAGCAGCCAAGGAUCCAUUCAGCACCACGGGGAACAAUAUGGCCAACGCCGACCCGUUUGGUGGCAAAAUGAAUGCCCCCGGGGAGGCGGAUCCAUUUGGUGCUCAGGACGGAGGGGCCGAUCCCUUCAGCGGCUCUCUACCCUCCUCUGAUCUAGCCGUGAAGGACGCUGCAGCAUCCAACGACCCGUUUGCUCCAGGUGGUACGACAGUAAACGCCAGCUCAGAUCCAGAUCCGUUUGCGGCGGUGUUCGGGAGUGAAUCGUUUGGAGGAGGCUUCACAGAUUUCAGUGCUUUGACAAAGUCAAACGGUGCAGCCCAGUUUGGCAUCAACAAUAAGAACCUGUUCCAGGAAGACGGCCAGUCUGCCGGCCCUGAUGUGCCCCCAGCCCUUCCCCCAAAAACGGGUACGCCAACCAGACCACCUCCUCCCCCUCCAGGUAAAAGAUCGACCAUCUCCAGGACAGAGUCGUCCGACUCCUUCCAGCGACGAGGGCCCUUCCUCCAACAGCCUUCGGGAGAGCUCCCCUCCUCUUCCCUGCCUGCUAAGGAUCCUUUAGCCGACCCCUUCGCCCCUUCCUCCCCUCCUCGUCACAACGCACGGGAAGCUGACCGAUUUGCCAGCUUUGACAAACAGUAUCCGACAGAGGAAGACAUGAUAGAGUGGGCAAAGCGCGAGAGCGAGCGAGAGGAAAAGGAGCGACUUGCCAGGCUCACCCAGCAGGAACAAGAGGACCUGGAGCUGGCCAUCGCACUCAGCAAGUCUGAACUCUCCUGAGGACCUUGUCUCACCCCUCCCCCUCCCCUUCCCUUCCCCCUCCCCUCGUCCACUGACCUGGCUCGGCACAGCACAGCCUGGCCCAGCCCAGAAAGCACCAAAGCAAAGUGGGGACUGUACAGGACUGAUUCAGCAGCACCUGCUGACCCCAUGAAGAGACUUUCUUAGAACAAACUCAUCUCUGAAUCUUCUUCCUUCUCCCCAGACUGUGUUCACCGUUCACUGGCAAUGCAGUAUUCAUUUUAUUUUUGUUUGUUUCCAUCCCGUUGGUCUUGUUUUGGAGGAGAGGACCAGGAUGGAGUGUAUGUUCUGAAGAAUGGAUUGUUGAAAAAUGAAAUGCAGUGAAUGUGGAUCUAGAGAUUGCUCCGUUGAUUCCAACAUCGUGCUACAAAUGUCGCAUUAACUCUCCAGAAUGUAAUUUAUUUAAUGCACUCAAAACUUGAUUGAAAUGGCCAUGUCAAAAAGUCCUGUCUUCAUCCACCAACAGUACUCGCUACACUUUCUUAAAACUCGGCUCACUCUAGCUUCUGAAGUUAUUUUGAGAAUUUCACAGGAUGUCUUUAAUUAGAAACAGUCUUGCUCAUUUUGUUGAGCCCAAAAAAUCCCCCUAAUUUUUUUUUUAACUGAGUAUUUUGAAGACGGUAGGGUGAGGAGAAAAAAACGUGUUUUUUGAGGCACUAACAAUAUUAAAGUGCAAGUCGGUCUUUUUUGAAUGGAGUGACCAUGUACUUAUAUAGUUAUAUAGUAUGAUAGCAGAAGGCCGAUGAGAUUUUCCUUCAAGAAAUACUUGUUCAGGACAAGGUUUCAACAUUUCUACUUGUUCAACUGGAAGUAACCAGUCCUCUGAUAUGUGAAACGCAUGUGUAGAUUUAUACAAAAACUUAACAAAUCCAUCACAUGCUAUACCACGUUCAGCUUCUUGAUACUUUAAUUUCUUUUACGUUUCUGUAAUGCGUUGCUCUGCGCAGCAUCUCUCUGUCAAUUAAUUUUUUUUGGGAGAUACUGAAAGGAAUGAAACUACAACUAUUUCAUGAUUUCAUAUUAAUUAGCAUUAAAAAUUCAGGGCACACUACAAGGGAUUGCACAAAACGAUAACGCGACUGAUUUGUUUUUGAGAGAGUCCAACACCAAAUACUUAGUAUCUUUUAAUUAGUAUGAAUCUUUGUAUUAAUGUCUUUAUUAUUGACACUAACAGACACACUUUAAAAAUAGAAACUGGGUUGUCAUGAAGCAGAUGUCAGCCCACUUUACCUGCUCUGUAGUCGUACAUUAAAUGAAUAGUGUUAAUAGUGUUGUUCAUCCUCACUGAUCAAGCAGUCUCCCUAAAGCAGACACUUCUAAUGAGACGUGUGUUGAAAAAGAUCAACUUCCACCAGUCGUUCACAAAUUUCACACCAGGUCCCAUUUUGAAGUGAGCCACUGUUGGUGCGUCUUUUGUUGUCGUUUGUUUGACCUUUUUAAUAUUUCCAGAUGCUUCCUCUCUGAGAGACUAACUGGAUUACACGUCAGUCAGUAGAAGUUGAUUAGCAUCCCUGCGUUUUGGUGAAGCCGUUUGUCUUCCACAGCAACACACCAGUAAACACCCACAGAGCAGUUGAUCGGCCAGGGAUUCUGGGUAAUGUUGUGUUUUCUCCCAGAAAAUGAGUUUCUUAACACUGAGUGCUAAACUGUGAUAGUUUCCUAAAAAGUGAAGGCUCGGUUGUACAGCAGGAGGCUUUCGUUUUCAUUUCUGACCAAACUUCUUCCUGCUCCGACUUAUUUUGUCUCCUUUUUUGUCUGUGAAAAAUGAGCGUUGUCAUCGUUUCCUCUUCUCAUGUCUAACUAGUAAACACCCACAGAGCAGUGGGUGUCUGUGGUUGAAGCUGCACUUCCUACUUACAGUUCACGUUUAUUAUAAAUUCAAUACAGCAGUCGUCUGUCUGUCAUACAGUUUAAUUCCACUGACACGUUACUGUCAUUUGUACAGACUCAAGAACCACUUAUGUUUUUCUCGGCUUACCCAUAAAGGCUUUUUAAAACGCAAAGCUAAUUGUAUUUUUAUUUUGUAUUUUCUAACACGUAGAGAGAGAAAAAUCAUUGUUUGGCCAGAAUAUGUAAUGCAUUUAAUUGAAACAGAAUAAAUAUUAAACAUGUG
Anarrhichthys ocellatus (wolf-eel) is the source of this 5523-nucleotide messenger RNA. RefSeq names its product epidermal growth factor receptor pathway substrate 15 (gene eps15). Gene Ontology annotation, biological process: endocytosis; endosomal transport. Lineage: Eukaryota; Metazoa; Chordata; Actinopteri; Perciformes; Anarhichadidae. Bases 60 to 3389 code for a protein of 1109 amino acids. Gene Ontology annotation, molecular function: cadherin binding; calcium ion binding. Gene Ontology annotation, cellular component: clathrin coat of coated pit; plasma membrane; cytoplasm. The record is from RefSeq and is a predicted model, not a curated record. The transcript has 25 exons.